UUAUAGGAUAUGAUGGAUCAGCAGGAACACAGUGCUGACAUGGAGGAGGAUUAUAUUAUAGCAGGACUAGACUGUAAGCAUGGAGAGUUACAUGUUACUGUGUGUGUGUGUGCGUGUGCGUGUGUGUGUGUGUGUGUGUGUUUGAACGGAUUUAGAUUGGGAGUCUAUUGUCUGAUUCACACUGCGGAGCAGAAGGUGGCGGUAAUGCGCCAAUAAAAUAGAUGCCAACUGCCGUAAAAGAAGAGGAAGAAGAAGAAGAGGAGCGUGGUAGCGGCUAGCAUUAGCGGCAUAGCGGCUAGCAUUAGCUUCACACACACAUUAGCCUGUUCCUCCGGCAGCAGUUACCGGGAGUUACCGGCAGAUACCGGCAACUCUAGUCCGUGCUGAAGAUGAGCGCGGACCCGCAGCGUACUCUCAGGUCCCUGCUGGUCUCUGAGAGGUCCAGUUUCCUGGAGGAAAAGAAUCGGCUCAGUGCGCAGGCGCAGGAGCACCACCUCAACUACAAGGUGUCUGUGCUGCUGCCUGAAUGUAGCUCCGCCCCCUCUCACCUGGACGCAGCAUUAAAGAGUUUCAGCAGUUUCUACCUGAUCAGGAAGCUGCCCCUGUAUGAACUACUGGACAAACAGUUCCUGGAGACCGCCGUGUACCAGGGUAGUGUGUAUGGGCUGUCGUACAGGAGCAGGAUAGAUCAAGAGAACUGCGUCGCUUUGACGCCAAACGGCCGCCUGUCUCUCUCUCUGGAUAAAGACUCCUAUGAGCUGUUGGGAGUUGAGGGAAAACCAUCGAGAUUCAACCACAGAACAACCAGCAGAUUCGUUGUAUCUGUCGACCUGACGGACAGCAGCAUGGCGCCAGGUGGGCGGGGCUACCAGCGCCUCCUCACAGGUCUGACAUCACACGUUCAGCUGCAAAGUGACUUCCUGUUGUCGCAUCAUCCAGGGGGCGGAGCCGCUCUGCAGUCCCUCCUGUCUCGUUACGAUUGGUCAGAGCACUCACCUGAGGUCAGCAGCCGCAGUCUGACUCACCUGUCCUGCCCCACCCUGCUGACCUCUGACCUGCAGUCAUGUGACCCGCACAGCUUCCUGGAGUGGCUGGGAGCCGUGGACGCCGAUAUCGGCUGUGAGAACUCGUCCAGCAGCUUCCUGUCAUCACUCGUCUGUCCUGAACCGACGGUGACGGCGAGUCGAUCGCUGAGCGUCUCCGUCUGCGGCCUGCUGCUCCCCCAGGACGUCCACCGCCUCAUCCAGGAGCUCAGGUGUUACCUGGAGCAGCCUCGCCUGGCGCCCUGGGUGGCGUUGACAGUUCACGGUUUUACUGACAGUCCAGUGUCGUGGGGCAACAGCGAGCACGGCGUCCUGACAGGAGGAGAAAACUUCUACACCCUGCUGCUGUUCCAUGACCACACCUACCGCCUCCACCUGGCCACCGGAGCUCCCCACACCUGUCCGCCAUGACCACACCUGUCCUCCACGCCGACCCCUGUCCUCCACGACCACACCUGUCCUCCACGCCGACACGUGUCCUCCGUGAUGCUGCAACACCUUUAUUUUUAGUUUCGUUUUCUGUCGGCCAUUUGAGAUUUUUGUUGGCUAUUUUAUUUUUGCUUCAGAAGUUUCAGAAUCUGAAUCAGAUUAAAUAAACACUUUUUAAAACAAGUCGUUUAGAAGAAAGGCAAAGUUAACCUCAGAGGUUGUUUUGUUUCUUCAGGAGGAAAAUAAAUCUUUGGCUGAGAUGUUCGAUUUCUUUUAUCGUCUCAUGUUCAGACUCACGGCGUCCCUGCGGAGGCCUCGGACCUCAUGUUGGGAGUCACUAAGGACAUGAAACUGUCAGGUGUUUAACGUGUCGUUUGGUUGAGUCGUCGUAUUUUCUCAUGUUGAGAUUAAAAUGUUUUUAUAUCGUUUCUUCUGAUCAGAAAAUGUUUCAUUGAGUUGAUAAACGUUUAUUUUUCAUCACGAACUGCUGAAAUAACCAGAAUGUAAUUAUAGUUAUGAUUCAUGAUCUGAUACCAUCUGAGUGCCUAAUAACUAUAAUUAUAUAAUUAUUUAAACAUUGUACAAGACUGUGACAAACAGCUGGUUUGCUGGAUUUUUAUUCAACAUUUUGGGCAACAGUGAAAAUGUUUUGUUUCACUUUAUCUGCAGCGAUGAUGUCACUUCGCUUUCUUCAAUCAAUAAAAAUUUGGUCAAAAAAACAAGAGUUAUCAGAAA
Molecule: messenger RNA, 2207 nt
Organism: Thunnus maccoyii (southern bluefin tuna)
Lineage: Eukaryota; Metazoa; Chordata; Actinopteri; Scombriformes; Scombridae
Gene: rpp40
Product: ribonuclease P/MRP 40 subunit
Exons: 8
Coding region: 390-1454 (354 amino acids)
Biological process (GO): endonucleolytic cleavage in ITS1 to separate SSU-rRNA from 5.8S rRNA and LSU-rRNA from tricistronic rRNA transcript (SSU-rRNA, 5.8S rRNA, LSU-rRNA); tRNA 5'-leader removal; tRNA 3'-end processing
Cellular component (GO): multimeric ribonuclease P complex; ribonuclease MRP complex
Molecular function (GO): ribonuclease P activity; ribonuclease MRP activity
Source: RefSeq, a predicted model, not a curated record